Lineus longissimus is the source of this 3850-nucleotide messenger RNA. RefSeq lists its product as uncharacterized. The record is from RefSeq and is a predicted model, not a curated record. The coding region runs from base 40 to 3279 and encodes 1079 amino acids. Gene Ontology annotation, molecular function: RNA polymerase I core promoter sequence-specific DNA binding. The transcript has 15 exons. Gene Ontology annotation, cellular component: fibrillar center. Gene Ontology annotation, biological process: transcription by RNA polymerase I. NCBI's taxonomy places the organism in Eukaryota, Metazoa, Nemertea, Pilidiophora, Heteronemertea, Lineidae.
UAGUUUUCUAUUUCUACCCCUAGAGAAAUCAAGUUCAUCAUGACGCAUUUCCCUCCUCGCCAUUAUCCAGACGCUGUGUCACCGUGUGAAAAGAUGCGUGACAUAUUCGUUGAUUACAGCAAUAUGGGCGGCACCGAAUUUUAUGAAGAUUCGUCAUCAUGGCAAAGCCAAAAGUCGCGUCAGGUUGAGAGGCUUCGUGCAAAGACACCAUCACUGCCCCUUAUCCCACCAAAUGAGGUUCCUUUCCCCUUUCGUGACAUUUGUAGUGAUGAGAUCCGAGCAUUCAGAAGACAGCUACACAGAGAUGUUGAUUAUGGCAAGAGGGUCGAAAAGAUUAAUAAGAGCAAUCGUGAUAAAGAGUCCUUUCGCAUUGCAAAUUCAGUUGAUAUUGAGAAAGAACUGGAUUCUCGUGGUAUUGAUGCUUUCGUUAGGAAGUAUUGGAAGAACAGAGGAAAACCUAGUCAUCGAUUCUUGACAGUAUUUGAGCUGAUCAAAUCGAAGUCGUUCUUAAAGGCCAAGUAUUUUCCACGAGUGAAUUCUCAAUAUUGUGGUGGCUGUUUAGGGUAUACCCCUUCAAGCAAUGGAAAUGACACUGGGACAGUAUUCUAUCCAUCCGGGCCAGAACUAACGCAUUUAACUGUUAGAAAUAUGUCGAUCCUUCAAGAUUCCUGCAAAGCGGGCCCUGUUUUACAUGAUGAGGAUCUGAAGUCUCCAUUGUGUGGAAUGCUAACUUCACGGUGCCAGGGAAGAGAUUUCCUUUGUUUACGUAGUGCUCAUGAGUGCAUGUUUUACGAAGUUGAACGUGAGGAUGAUGGAAUCAAACUCGUAGAAGUUGCUGGUGGCUUGACGGAGGAACGCUUCUCAUCAGUUGUCCCAAGCCCAUACAUACCUGGUGAAGCCCUUGUUGCCACAAGUGAAAGAAAAGUGUCCCUGAUGAAUGACCAGAAGAGCGUAUCUGUGAUAGAAUACCAUGCUCCUCGGUUCACAUGCAAUGAUCCUUGGUUACAAGCUUACUACGGGACAACACCAAGGUCAUUUGUUCUUACGGAUAGGACGUCAGUCCAGAUGGCUGACAUGAGGUGCUCAAAGUCUAAGAGUUUGGACAUAUUUGCUCUGCCGUUCUCCAAAGUGUACACCAAGGAGAGAAUAAUGGUAUCAUCUCCCUGUGCGAAGACAUUCUACCAUUUAGUUGCCACCGACUACACUCUGAUGCUGAUGGACGAACGCUUCCCACAAGUACCGGUGAUGUUGUGGCGCCCAAGUGUUCGCACGCCCCCACAGUAUUUACAAUUUAUCCCGAACAUCACUCAAGACCAACAAGAAGACCUCAUCAUCGUGGGUUGCCAGGAUGCGAGAGAUGUGCUCUGUUAUCCUGUCACCCUCGGUAAUAGUGAGCGACCCCUGCCACAUGGACUCGGUCCACCCUGGAGACUCUCUUGCAUAGAUGAUUUCGCCCAGUUUCCUGGUGUUCGUGGAUGUGGUGCAAACACUGUUGCCCUUGAUCACCGACUAACUAAGACGUCAAUCAUAGGAGUGCGUGGGAUACCUUUCAAUAAUCUAGAGGGCUUCACCGCAUUACAGUUAUCUGCUUGUGGAGACCUGUUCUAUCAGAACUACCGCCCUGGCCAUCCAGGUGAUGAACGCACGUGUGGUGCAGGCCCUGGUAGUAUUGACAUCAAGUUGGCUCCGGAGGUGCGGACCUCUUGUCAGCAGUGGUCAUCCCAGCUCCAAGAACUUAAUGACAGGACUGCGGAGACACGAACUGAGAAUAUUCCACAUAGAGAAAUUGAUGUCACAGAUAUGUUUACAGCCAUCAACAAGAACGCCUAUCCCCACCUCGGUUGUUUUCUGUGUACCCAGGCAGCAAGUAAAAGACCAGAAGCUGAUGUUAUGGUUACUGAAGAUGACUACUGUUUGGCCUGUGGGCUAGACUUAAAGAUCACCAAACCAUUGCAGGAUUAUUCUGAAAAGGGCAAUGCUAGUCUGAUGAACAUGAGGGAAUUCGAUCAGAAGCUAUAUGACAGUGUUGUUGGCUUGGAUGUGGAAAAGUUUACCGAUCCGUACAGUCAGCUGCUGCUCAAGCAGUGGAACGAAGAUGAUGAGAUACAGGAUCAUCUCAAAGAAAGGGACAAACUGACAGUGGAAUUGAAGAAGAACAGAAUGGAAGAAAAAAAGCGACAAAAACUGGCUGAAAAUAAAAAUGCGGAAUUUAAACUCCCACUAAGCCCUCUUGCAUCCCGUCAACUUGCAUCUCCCAGAAGUGUGGCCAGUCGUGUAUCAGGGACUCCAGAAUCAUGUGGAAGUAUAGCCAGUCAUGUCUCCGGGGCCCCUGUAAAUCCAGGAAGUGUAGCAAGUCAUGUUUCAAGGACUUCUGUCUCUCGGGGACUAGCUAGUCGUGCUUCUAGAACUCCUGGUUCAGAUUCCAUAAGCAGUAAUCGGAGUGUGCGUAGUAACGGGAGUAGUCAAAAGUCCUAUGCCAGUGGCACACAACGGAAAAAGAGGAUUGGAACAUUCCAGAGGAUGAGUUUUCAGUUAGAGAACAGUAUGAAGGGUUUGUUAGAGUACGACAAAUCUCCGAAGAGGAAACAGGAACGAAUCGCCGGGUUUGAUUCUUUGCAACAAUCUCCACGUCGCUGUAGGAGAUCACGGUCAUCUGACGCUGUGUCAGUGAUGAGUAAUAUGUCAUUGUCGUCUUCGAAUUUCGUUGGAACGGCUCAGGGGAUUGAGAGCAGUAUCAAACGUAUCAUUGAUUAUGAGUCGGACGCUGGAGAUGAAUGCUCAGCUAAGAAUCGUGACAUUCAAAACUGGGUGUCUGCUAUUGAUGCCAGCAGUAGUUUUGAUUCGAGUCAAAAGGGGGCGACAAUUAUUCAGUCUGGACAGACCACCUCAAGGCAUAUCCUAGGGGAUGAAUUUGUAUCACCUGCAUGUGGGACACUCAAGUUAGAUCAUUCACCUCCGGCAGGAGACCCUUCUCAUAAAGACAGGCAUGACGAGUUUUGCAAAGUUGGGGAGUCAUUUGACAACUUGAGCAUUGGUUCUGCAAUGCUUUCCUCACUAGCGGAAUCGGACAUACAUGAAAGUAUUUCCCAGCCACGAACGUUAUGUGACCAACCAUCGGAAAAUAUUAACGACCCGAUGGAUUCCGUUGAUCCUGAUAUGUUGACAUUCAGUCAGGCCACUGAGAUGAACAUGUUCUCACAGUCCUCCAGUACAUCCGUAAAAACGACGCCAAAAUCUGCUAAUAAAGGAAAGAAAAAAGCUCUUAUUUCUGGAUUCUGAAUACUUCCAAAGUUUUGUCUUAAUUAAAGAGUUGAUGAGGUGUCCAUGCUAGACAUUUUGUAAUUGAACAGUUGUGCUCGGUGCAAAGACACCAUGUAAUUGAACAAUUUGAUAAGGUUUCCAGAAAUCAUGUAAGUGAACAAUUUAUAUGAUGCAUAACACAGUGUAAUUGAAGAAUCUGAAAGGUGAAUAGUCACAAUGUUAUUGAACAGUUUUUUGUAAGGUGCAUAAACAGAGCAAAAUUGAACAAUUUUGUAAGGUGCAUACAAUAAGUAAAUAAAUACAAUGUAAUUGGACAAUUUCAUAAGGUGCAUAAAAAGGUUUUCUGCCACUAUGUCCUUAUAGAAUUCGAUAAGGUGCCUGGACACCAUGUAAUUGAACACUUCAUAUUAAGGUACCUUGACAACAAGUACAUGUACCAGUUCCCAGUCCCAACUUUGAAUAACAAUGGGUAAAAACAUGCAAGCAAUUUAUUUACUGGAAACCAUUUAAGUUACAUGUAUAUUUUUUGUACACCAUGAAAGUUAUAGGUGGCAGGAUAUGAUUCUCAGGCGUUUUGUACAAUGUGCCA